Molecule: messenger RNA, 6802 nt
Organism: Elgaria multicarinata webbii
Lineage: Eukaryota; Metazoa; Chordata; Lepidosauria; Squamata; Anguidae
Gene: TNC
Product: tenascin C
Exons: 27
Coding region: 211-6741 (2176 amino acids)
Biological process (GO): regulation of cell adhesion
Molecular function (GO): protein binding
Source: RefSeq, a predicted model, not a curated record
CAGCAGGAGGAAACAGUCUUGCUAAGCAUCCUAUUCUGCAGAUGGAGACCGGACAAAGUGGAACGAACUAAUACAUAUCAAAGGCAAGAAGGACAAUCAGGAGGGAGGAGAACUGAAGAGUAUUGUUGGAUGAGUGGGCUCGUUUCAUUUCCCCUUGAAUUGUGAAUCCUUCAAGCAAUUAGAGCGUCCCGAAAGAUCUCCGCCUCAAACAUGGGCCUCCCUACAUGGGCGCUGGCCUUGGUGGCCGUCUCUUUGCUCCAUCAACACGUUCACGGUGGACUCAUCAAGAGGAUUAUUCGGCAGAAGAGAGAGGCCGGGCUCAACGUCACUUUGCCAGAGGACAGCCAGCCUGUGGUUUUUAACCACGUCUACAACAUUAAGGUCCCUGAGGGCUCUCUUUGCUCUGUGGACCUGGACCCAGAAAGUGGUGACUCAGAACUCAAAUCUCAGAUCGAGCCAAGCAAACACUACCAGGAGCACACGUUGAACGAGGAAAACCAGAUUGUCUUCACGCAUAGGAUCAACAUCCCACGGCGGGCCUGCGGCUGUGCGGCAGCCCCUGACAUCAAGGACCUAUUAAGCCGGCUUGAGGAACUAGAAGGACUGGUGUCCUCUCUAAGAGACCAGUGUGCAAGUGGAGCUGGGUGCUGUCCCAGUGGACAAACAGUGGAAGGUCGCACUGACGCCACGCCGUACUGCAGCGGGCGGGGAAACUACAGCAACGAUAUCUGUGGCUGCAUCUGCGAAGCUGGCUGGAAAGGACCCAACUGCUCUGAAGCUGAGUGCCCCUGGAAUUGCAACGGCCGGGGCCGGUGUGUCCACGGCAAGUGCGUUUGCCACGAAGGUUACACCGGAGACGACUGCGGGCAGCUGACGUGUCCGGGAGACUGCAACGACCAAGGGAAAUGUGUCGACGGACGGUGUGUGUGCUUCGACGGGUAUGCCGGGGAGGACUGCAGCCUGGAGGUCUGCCUGGUCCCUUGCAGCCAGCACGGGAAGUGUGUGAACGGACAGUGCGUCUGCAAGGACGGCUUCGGUGGGGCGGACUGCAGCCAGCCCCUGUGCCUCAACAACUGCAAUAGCCGGGGCCGCUGCGUGGAAGAGGAGUGUGUGUGUGACGAGGGCUACACGGGCGAAGAUUGUAGCGAGCUGAUCUGCCCCAACGACUGUUAUGACCGAGGCCGCUGCGUCAACGGGACCUGCUACUGCGAAAGCGGCUUCACCGGGGAAGACUGUGGAGACGUGGCCUGUCCCAGCCAUUGCCACAACAAUGGCCUCUGUGUCAACGGGGUGUGCGUGUGUUACGAAGGGUUCACAGGGGACGACUGCGGGGACCGGAGGUGCCCCAAAGGCUGCAACAACCGUGGCCGUUGCGUCAACGGCCAGUGUGUCUGCAGCGAAGGUUUCUUGGGCCUGGACUGUGGAGAAGUGAGGUGCCCCAACGACUGCCACAACCAGGGCCUCUGUGUCGACGGCCAGUGCGUGUGUGACGAAAGGUUCAUGGGGGACGACUGCCGUGAGCUGCGGUGCCCCAGUGACUGCAACAACCGUGGCCGUUGCACCAACGGGCAAUGCGAAUGCGACGAGGGAUACAUGGGCGUGGACUGCGGGGACUUGAAAUGUCCCAACGACUGCCACAACCGGGGACGCUGCGUCAACGGGCAGUGUGUGUGCGACGAGGGCUUCGUGGGUGAGGACUGUGGCGAACUGCGAUGUCCCAACGAUUGUCACAACCGGGGACGCUGCGUGGACGGCCAGUGCGUGUGCGACGAGGCCUUCAGCGGGGUGGACUGUGGCGAACUGCGGUGUCCCAACGACUGUAACGGUCACGGCCGCUGCGUCGACGGCCAGUGCGUGUGCGACGAGGGCUACAUGGGAGAAGACUGCACUGAGCGGACGUGCCCCAGCGACUGCCACAACCGCGGCCGAUGCGUUGAUGGGGUGUGCGUGUGCAAUGAAGGCUUUGUGGGCGUCGACUGCCGGGAACUGGCCUGCGUGAACAAGUGCAGCGACCGAGGCCGUUGCGUGAACGGGCAGUGCGUCUGUAACGAGGGCUUCACUGGGGUGGACUGCAGCCAACGGCAGUGCCCCAAAGACUGCAGCAACCGAGGGCGAUGCGUUGACGGGGUGUGCGUGUGCGACGAGGGGUACCAGGGGCCCGACUGCAGCAAGCGGUCCUGCCCCAACGCCUGCAAUGAUCUCGGUCGCUGUGUCAACGGCCGAUGCGUCUGUGAAGAAGGCUACGUCGGCGAUGACUGCUCUGACAUAUCUCCUCCGAAAGAUCUGACAGUUACAGAUGUGACAGAUAAGACGGUCAACUUGAAAUGGAAGAAUGAAAACGUCGUCACUGAAUACCUUAUCACCUACAUCCCUACCGGCAUUGGUGGCUUAGAGAUGCAGUUCCGUGUCCCUGGCAACAAAACGUCGGCCACCGUCCGUGAGUUGGAGCCUGGUGUGGAAUAUUUCAUCCGUGUCUUCGCCAUCCUAAAGAACAAGAAGAGCAUCCCAAUUAGUGCACGGGUCGCCACUUAUUUACCCGCCCCAGAUGGCUUGAAGUUCAAAUCUGUUAAAGAGACAUCAGUAGAAGUGGAGUGGGACGCCCUGGACAUUCCAUUCAGCGGCUGGGAGAUUGUCUUCAACAGCAUGAAAGAGGAAGACAAUGGGGGAAUAAGGAGCAGCCUGAAGAGGCCUCAGACGUCGUAUCUGCAACCUGGCUUGGCCCCAGGACAACAAUAUAAUGUGUCUCUCUAUGUUGUGAAGAAUCAAACCAGAGGACCUGGCCUUUCUAGGGUCGUGACAACAAGGCUCGAUGCCCCCAGCCAGAUUGAGGCAAAGGAUGUUACAGACACCACAGCACUGAUCACAUGGUUCAAACCCUUGGCUGAGAUUGAUGGCGUUGAGUUGACCUUUGGACCCAAGGAUGCCCCAGGGGACCGGACAUCCAUUGACCUCUCGGAGGAUGAAAGCCAGUACUCCAUUGGCAAUCUGAAGCCAGACACAGAGUAUGAGGUGACACUAAUCUCCCGACGUAGAGAUAUGGAAAGCGAUCCCAUGACAGAAUCCUUCAUCACAGAUCUGGAUGCUCCCAAAAAUCUGAAACGCCUCUCUCAGACAGAUAGCACUAUCACUCUGGAGUGGAAGAACAGCCAAGCGACCCCUGAAAUGUAUAGGAUCAAGUAUGCCCCCAUUUCGGGUGGAGACCAUGCUGAACUCACAGUCCCCAGAAGCAACCAAGCCACAACCAAAGCUACACUCACAGGUUUGAGGCCUGGGACAGAAUAUGGCAUUGGUGUGACAGCUGUGAAGGAGGACAGAGAGAGCGCACCGGCCACCAUUAAUGCUGGAACAGAUCUGGAUAGUCCCAGGGACUUGGAGGUCACUGGUCCUACCGAAACGACGCUCACCUUGCGCUGGAAACGACCCCUGGCCAAAAUAGAUCGCUACCGCCUUACUUACGUGAUGCCAUCAGGGAGGAAGAAUGAAAUUGAGAUUCCUGCGGAUAGCACGUCUCACAUCCUCAGAUCACUAGAUGCCGGAAUAGAGUACAACAUCAACCUUGUGGCAGAGAAAGGCAGACACAAGAGCAAGCCCUCCACCGUGACCGGUACUACUGAGGAAGAACCUGAGCUGGGGGAUUUAUCAGUCUCCAGAGUUCACUGGGAUGGAUUCCAGCUCACCUGGACGGCAGCUGAAGGGGCCUAUGAGAGCUUUGUCAUACAGGUGCAGGAGUCUAACCGGACAGAAGAUGGAAGGAAACUCAACGUUCUGGGCAGCUUGCGAUCUGUCAAUCUCACCAGCCUCCUGCCAAAUACGCUUUAUUCGAUAACCCUCUAUGGUGUAACUCAGGGCUACAGAACCAAGCCCCUCUCGGUUCAAUCCACUACAGCAUUGAAGCCAGAAGUCGGCGAUCUAACCGUUUGGGGCAUUACUCCUGAAAGCUUCAACCUUUCCUGGACGACCAUCCAUGGAAUCUUCGAUACCUUUACCAUUGAAAUUAUUGAUUCUAACAGGUUGUUGGAGCCCAUGGAAUACAACAUCUCAGGCCAUUUAAAGACUGCUCAUAUCUCAGGGCUCUCUCCCAAAACUGAUUUCAUUAUCUACCUCUAUGGAAUCACACGUGGUUUCCGUACUCAGGCAUUAAGUGCCUCUGCUACUACAGUAGCUGCUGCACCUCUCCUUAGCAAACUCACAGUUAUCAAUACUACCUCUGAUGGGCUGUCCCUCACGUGGGAAGCGCAGGUCUCUGCCUUUGACCAUUUUCUCUUAGAAAUUAGAAACAUCCACCACCAGGCUCUGGACUCCCAGCUGCACACAGUGCCAGGGGACUUACGAAGCUUUGUCCUCACCAAUCUCAGACCGAACUCUAACUAUACCCUCCAGCUUCAUGGCCUGGUCAAUGGGCAAACGAGCCAGACUUUGACAACUCUGGCUACCACAGAGGUCACGCCACGGCUGGGCAUGCUUUCAUUCACAAAUGCUAACGCCAACACCUUCAACCAAUCCUGGACCAGAAGACAUGGGCCUUUUAUAAAGCUGGCUGUAAAUGUUAGAGAUUCCUAUCCAUCCCCGGAGCCUCAGAAGCUUGCAGUUUCAGGAGAGGCUCAUGACAGGCGUGUCCCUGACCCAGUAGAUUAUACUGAUUAUGACAUUAACGUUCAGGGCACAACCACAGACAGGGACCGAACUGACCCCAUCAUCUCUUUGGUGAUGACAGAAGUGUUGCCCUCACUGGAAAACCUCACUGUCUCAAACAUUAAUCCAUAUGGGUUUACAGUGUCCUGGAUGGCAUCAGAGGAUGCUUUUGACAGCUUUCUAGUCAUCGUGGUGGAUUCCGGCAAAUUGCUGGACCCCCAGGAGUUCCUCCUUUCGGGAGCCCAGCACCAACUGACACUUAGAGGUCUCAUUACUGGCAUUGGUUAUGAGGUUGUGCUUUAUGGUUUUGCUCACGGUCGCCAAACGAGGCCCUUAAGCGUCGUUGCUCUAACAGAAGCAGAACCUGAAGUGGACAACCUCCUGGUGUCAGACGCUACCCCUGAUGGUUUCCGUCUGUCUUGGACUGCAGAUGAUGGCGCCUUUGACAGUUUUGUUCUUAAAAUCAGGGAUGCCAACAGGUUAUCGGACCCUCUGGAGCUCAUUAUACCAGGCCACGAGCGUACGCAAGAUAUAACGGGGCUGAAAGAAGGCACUGAAUAUAGCAUUGAUCUGUAUGGAGUUACCAGUGGACGUCGAUCCCAGCCAGUAAAUGCAGUUGCUAUGACAGCUAUGGGAUCUCCCAAGGAAAUCACUUUCUCAGAUAUUACCGAAAGCUCAGCUAUGGUCAGCUGGACAGCCCCACGGACGCGUGUGGACAGCUUCCGGAUUUCAUACGUUCCAGUCACAGGAGGACCCCCUAACGCCGUGACGGUGGAUGGCAGCAAGAGUAGGACCAAAUUGACCAGACUGAUCCCUGGUGUGGAGUACGUUGUCAGCAUCAUCUCUGUCAAAGGCUUUGAGGAAAGUGAGCCCGUUUCUGGAUCUCUGACCACAGCUUUGGAUAGCCCAUCUGGGUUAGCAGCCGUGAAUAUCACAGAUUCCGAAGCCCUGGCUGUGUGGCAGCCAGCAAUCGCAGCUGUCGACGAGUACGUGAUUUCCUACGUCACCGACGGUGAGCCAGAAGUCACUCAGAGAGUCUUGGGAAACACUGUGGAAUAUGAUCUCUUUGGCCUCCGUCCAGCCUCGGAAUAUACACUUAGGAUCUACGCUGUGAAGGGACCGCAGAAAAGCACUAUUAUCUCUACCAAAUUCACAACAGGCCUUGAUGCUCCGAGGGAGCUGACAGCCACUGAUGUUCAGUUUGAAACAGCAAUGCUGACGUGGAGGCCACCCCGAGCCUCUGUCACAGGCUACCUCCUGAUCUAUGAAUCCAUCGACGGCAAGGUUAAGGAAGUUAUCCUGGGGCCAGAGACGACUUCUUACAGCUUGUCAGACCUGAGUCCAUCUACGCAGUACACGGUGAAGUUACAGGCGCUAAAUCGGAACUUGAAGAGCAAGAUCAUCCAAACCAUUUUCACCACAACUGGACUUCUAUAUCCUUACCCCAAAGACUGCUCCCAAGCUCUGCUGAAUGGAGAAUCGGUUUCCGGCCUCUACACCAUUUAUCUCAAUGGGAACCAGUCCCAGCCGGCGCAGGUGUACUGCGACAUGAGUUCUGAUGGAGGCGGAUGGAUUGUGUUCUUAAGAAGGCAGGAUGGAGCCGAGGAAUUCUACAGGAACUGGAGGACUUAUGAGGCUGGAUUUGGAGACCCCCAGGGUGAAUUCUGGUUAGGUCUGGAGAAACUCCACAAAAUCACUUCCCAGGGCCAAUAUGAGCUGCGUGUGGAUUUACGUGAUCACGGAGAGACUGCUUACGCCCUCUAUGAUAAGUUUACUGUGGGAGACGCAAGGACUCGCUAUCGACUGAAAGUGGAUGGCUACAGCGGCACGGCAGGUGAUUCCAUGACCUACCACAACGGACGGUCUUUUUCCACCUUCGACAAGGAUAACGACUCUGCCAUCACCAACUGCGCUUUAUCUUACAAAGGGGCGUUCUGGUACAAGAAUUGUCACAGAGUCAACCUGAUGGGUAGAUACGGGGACAACAGCCACAGUCAGGGCGUCAACUGGUUCCACUGGAAAGGACACGAAUACUCCAUCCAGUUUGCAGAGAUGAAACUGAGGCCCUACAGCUUUAGGAAUCUAGAAGGGAGGCGGAAGAGAGCAUAAAUCCUCCCCCAUCGGCUUGGCAGAGAGCGAGAGAGAGUGAGAGAGCGAAUGAGUGGGAAGA